GGGGAGGUCAAUGCUUCCGCCUGUCACUGAGUGAUGCAACGUGGGUUUGCGGCAGCAGGGCUCCCUCCGUGACCUCUUCAUGGCUAGUCCCUCGGGUCCGGCGGCGACGUCCUCUCUCCCGGCUUCUCCGAUCGGGGUACUGAAGGAUGUUUUCCGCCACGUCCGUUAUGAGAACCUGGCGGCCGGGCUGAGCGGCGGAGUCCUGUCCACUCUGGUCCUGCACCCGCUAGACUUGGUCAAGAUCCGGUUUGCAGUGAGCGAUGGGUUGGAGCUGCGACCCAAAUACAACGGGAUCUUCCAUUGCUUGGCCACGGUGUGGAAGCAUGAAGGGCUGCGCGGCCUGUACCAGGGGGUUACCCCCAAUAUGUGGGGCGCGGGGGCUUCCUGGGGCCUUUACUUCCUCUUCUAUAACGCCAUUAAAGCGUAUAAGAAGGAGGGGAGAGCCGAAAGUCUUACUGCAACCGAGCACCUGCUGUCUGCGGCAGGAGCAGGCGCCCUGACGUUGUGUUUGACAAACCCAAUCUGGGUUACCAAGACGCGUCUCGUCCUUCAGUACGAUGCGGGUACUGACCCGUCGAAGCGUCAGUACAGAGGGAUGCUUCAUGCGCUGGGCAAAAUUUACAGGCAAGAAGGCAUUCCUGGGCUGUACAAGGGCUUUGUGCCGGGCUUAUUAGGAACUUCCCACGGUGCCCUCCAGUUCAUGGCAUACGAAGAACUGAAAAUGAAGUACAACAAGUACCUCAACCGUCCAAAUGAAACAAAACUGAAUACGUUGGAAUAUAUAUCCACGGCAGCGCUCUCUAAAAUAUUUGCUGUUUCGGCUACAUACCCAUAUCAAGUAGUGCGAGCCCGGCUACAAGACCAACACAACCGCUACUCUGGAGUCGUAGACGUGAUUAGUAGGACGUGGAGGAAAGAAGGCGUUCACGGCUUCUACAAAGGAAUUGUUGCCAACAUACUCAGAGUGACUCCUGCGUGUUGUAUCACUUUUGUCGUGUUCGAGAACGUAUCACAUUUUCUACUCGGCUUCAGGAAACAAAAAGACUGAACUAGUGAUUUUUAAUAAAUGCAUCUUGGCAGCUAUGAAGUCAUCACGGAGUGCUGCCCCAAUCUGAAGAUGGAAGCAGAGAGGCCUCCUGCACGUGGAUGGAGAUCGCGUGACCUGUGAUUCUUUAUGGGCCGAUGGUUUAAAGGACUUUCCCAUACCAGAAAAAUGAUUCUGUUUUAUUUAUUACUGUUUAGUGUGCGGAGGCUUUAUAUUUCUGUUUGAGAGCUGAAUAGUAUUGUUCAGUUGGCUAAUUUGAGAUUUUGUUUUUAUACAACUUUGGUUGUUUAAUUACUAUGCCUAAUGUUGCUAAUAACUGGUAGCAACAAGCCUUGACAGAAAUAUACAUAUAUUUUACACUUCA
Spea bombifrons (plains spadefoot toad) is the source of this 1409-nucleotide messenger RNA. It is a transcript of the gene SLC25A32, whose product is annotated as solute carrier family 25 member 32. Gene Ontology annotation, cellular component: mitochondrion. Gene Ontology annotation, molecular function: folic acid transmembrane transporter activity; FAD transmembrane transporter activity. Gene Ontology annotation, biological process: nucleotide transport; folate import into mitochondrion. The transcript is spliced from 7 exons. Bases 80 to 1048 code for a protein of 322 amino acids. The record is from RefSeq and is a predicted model, not a curated record. NCBI's taxonomy places the organism in Eukaryota, Metazoa, Chordata, Amphibia, Anura, Pelobatidae.